Molecule: messenger RNA, 1431 nt
Organism: Fonsecaea multimorphosa CBS 102226
Lineage: Eukaryota; Fungi; Ascomycota; Eurotiomycetes; Chaetothyriales; Herpotrichiellaceae
Exons: 7
Coding region: 1-1431 (476 amino acids)
Biological process (GO): transmembrane transport; carbohydrate transport
Cellular component (GO): membrane
Molecular function (GO): carbohydrate:proton symporter activity
Source: RefSeq, a predicted model, not a curated record
AUGGUGACCACGACAGUGUCUGCAAACAUUCUGAAGCUUGACUUUUGGUCUCACGGGAAAUACAUCUUUAUAUGCACUGUGGCUAUGCUGUCGUCGUUCCAAUACGGACUCGACUACGCACUGGUGGGCGGCUUUCUGUCAACGCCCGGCUUCCUCGAAGUCUUUGGCUACUACGACCCGCACUUGAAAAGAUGGAACAUUGAUCACGUCGUUCAGCAACUCAUCUCGUCCAUUAUGACGGUCGCAACCUUUGUAUCUCCCCUCCUUGUCGGCCCUUUUAGCAGCAGGUUCGGGCGCAAACCUGGCCCAUGGGCAGCCAUACUUCUCAUCUAUGCAGCCGCAGCCAUCCAAAUCGGCACGACGAGCAAAGAGGUCUUAUAUUUUGCUCGGUUUCUGAUGGGCUUUUCCAUCGGCUGGCUAAUCACCUUCGCGCCACUCUACGCCCACGAGACGGCCCCUGCAAAUCUCCGCGGCAUCGCUCUGGCAUCGUACCAAAUUCUCUUAUCGAUGGGCGGGAUCGUUGGGUAUGCGGUCGACUACGGCACGCGAACGAUGCUCAGCCGGCGUGCAUAUAAGAUUCCGCUGGCAAUCUUCUUCGUCGUCCCCACAAUUCAAGCUAUACUGCUCUUCUUCGUUGCUCCGGAAUCACCCCGCUGGCUAGUGGUCAUGAACAGAGAGCGCGAGGCAGAAGCCGCGCUGCGCAGGUUGCGAAAUCACAAGAUCAGUGAGCUUGAACUCCAGACCGAGUUGAACGAAAUCCGCCAGUCUACGAGAGAACAGAUUCAGCAUAGCAAGAACGCAUUACCGAGCUGUAUUAACAUCUACACGGUCUACUUCUUGGAGUUUUCCGGCGUUGACAAUCCCCUGGCUUACAGAAUCUUGGUCGCGGCGGUCGGCUUGAUUGGUGUACUACUCAGCCUACUCUUUGUUCGAAGAAGUGGCUGUCACACACUUACUCCUUUCACUUUCGAAUUAACCCAUUUCGUUCCUAGCGCCUACGCCUGGCUAUUAGGCGGCGAAUACGCCAACAACCAGCUUCGAGCAUUCACCUUCGGCCCUGCUGCGGCGAUCAACUUCCUAGGAAACUGGGCGGGGACAUUCUCGGCGCCUUAUUUCAUUAAUCCUGCCAGUUUCGACUGGGGUCCAAAGUAUGGCUACAUCUGGUUCGGGUCGAAUAUGGUCUGUGCCAUGUUGACGUGGCUCUUCUUACCGGAGACCAAAGAUCGAACUCUGGAGGAAAUCCAUGAGAUGAUCGAGGCGAGAUUGCCGGCUCGAAAGUUUGAAGGGUAUGUGUGUGUGGGGGUGGAGACCGCUGCUGCGCAGGCUCUGGGCACGCAGUUGGGGGAGCGGAAGAACAUUGAGGAAACCACGCAUGCAGAAGAGGUGGAAAAUUCAACACCGAAAAAAAGAACGUGGAACAUUCGAGACUGA